Callorhinchus milii (elephant shark) is the source of this 1775-nucleotide messenger RNA. RefSeq names its product uronyl 2-sulfotransferase a (gene usta). The transcript is spliced from 8 exons. The coding region runs from base 91 to 1257 and encodes 388 amino acids. Lineage: Eukaryota; Metazoa; Chordata; Chondrichthyes; Chimaeriformes; Callorhinchidae. The record is from RefSeq and is a predicted model, not a curated record. Gene Ontology annotation, cellular component: membrane. Gene Ontology annotation, molecular function: sulfotransferase activity.
GGGUGGGGGGGGUUGCGGUCUUUCCGGGGGUCUGGCCCCGCGCGGGGGGGGCAGCCCGAGGGGCGGCCGCCGUGUGAGAAGCGGCUGAAGAUGCCGCUGAUGAUGGUCAGGAAGGUCUGCGCGCACUUCGUGAAGUUCUCCAUCCGAGACUACGGCUUCUGCUCGGCGACUCUGCUGCUCUUCACCGUGGCCUCCCUCGUCUACCAACUGAACGGCGGCCCGCCCGGGGUGCUGCAGGAGCUCCGCAAGUACCUGGGAAAUUCUUCUUUCCUGGAUGGUUACAGACCUCUCCCUCCAAAGGUCCUGCCAUUCCCCAGCCAAGUAGUCUACAACAGGGUCGGAAAGUGUGGGAGUCGAACAGUGGUUCAGCUGCUGAAAAUCCUUACAGAGAGAAACCAUUUCAACCUAGUAAAUUCAGACAUUCAUAAUAAGACCAGGCUGAAUAAAAAUGAGCAGGCAGAAUUAGUAAGGUAUAUCAACAUUGUGCAGCAACCUUACUUGUAUACACGGCAUGUCCAUUUUCUCAACUUCACAAGGUUUGGAUUGCAACAGCCGGUUUAUAUCAAUUUGAUUAGGGAUCCAAUUAGCCGCUUUGUAUCCAACUAUUUUUUUCGACGCUUUGGAGACUGGAGGUCUGAACAGAAUCACCAGAUCCGAACGCCAGGAAUGAAAGACGAAGAGCGAUACUUGGACAUCAGUGAUUGCAUUCUUGAAAACCACGCAGAAUGCAGCAACCCUAGACUAUUCUACAUUAUCCCAUAUUUCUGUGGGCAACAUCCCAAGUGCAGAGACCCAGGGGAAUGGGCUCUACAAAGAGCCAAAGACAACAUGAAUGAGAAUUACCUGCUUGUGGGAAUUCUUGAAGAGUUGGAAGAUGUACUGCUUUUACUGGAACGACUUUUACCUCAUUACUUCAAAGAUGCUAGUUCCAUCUAUCAUAGUCCAGAGUAUAAGAAGCUUGGAAAUGGGACAAUCACUGUGAAGAAACAAAUACCUUCCCCAAAGGCACUUCAAGUGUUGUACCAGCAAUUACAGUAUGAAUACGACUUUUAUCGCUAUGUCAGGGAUCAGUUCCAUUUACUGAAGCGAAAGUUUGGUCUGAAGGUUGAAGAAAAAACUCAGAAAAGAGAGUAUGUGAUUUCAGAGCUGAAUCAAAUCCCAAAGCCCAACAUUGAUGACAAUGGUGGAGAUGGUGAGGGUGGCGAUGGCAAUGGUGAUGAUGGUGAUAACAAAUGGCUAAAAAAUAUUUAUAGAUGAAUCGAGCAGCUGCUUUGGGGCUUCAGUGUGUCCUUCCAGUGAAUGUUCAUGAGGAACUGCAUUCGGUCAUGUGAUGCUGCACUGCUGGUCUCUGCUGGAGGCGAGAUUUACCACAAUAAGACAGCAGUCAGCCUAUGGCAGGCAGAUGUUUAUAACAUACACUUUUCAUGCUAUUGCAUGAUUUUGAACUUUUAUUUCUAGAGUUUCUUUACCAACUGCUGUAACAGCAGAUAAGAGACACUUUCAACUACUAUGCAUAUUAAAAAAAAGAAUGAUUUAUUUAGUUACUUGUUAAAAAAAACAGUUUAAUGUAAAGAAGGUAUUAUUCCAAUAUAUUCAUCUGAAGACUGUACUAAACCUGUUAGUUGCCAGCUCAUUUUCAUAAACCGGUUUGGAUUAUCAGACGAAUGACCCAGUCGAGGAAAGCGGAUUCCCAGCAUUUAGGAAAAUGCAUUUUGUAGACUCUGCAAAACUGUCCUCGUGUUGUAAAUUAUCAGAAAAUAAACCAUCUGAAAGCA